AUGUUUUAUUUACUUUUGUUUUGGUUUCAGAGGACUGAUGUCGACACGCCGAUGUCAAUGGAUACAAUAAGGAGUUCACGGAACCAGUGCAGCACAAACUUCAGAAUAACCACGAUGGCGCCACUCCGUACCGCUAAAAGGAUUGUCAGUUGCCUCACAUACAAUGCUUUUGUGAUUUUCCUUAUAUGUCUGGAGCUAUUGGCGGGACGUGGAGCGUCUGCUCUCGCAAACUGCCCGGGUGGCUGCAGUUGCAAUGACGACACUCUGGUCGUGGUGUGCGAAGAAAGCCGUCUCGACGUUCUUCCCAUCGCCCUUAACCCCUCUAUACAACGCCUCAUCAUACGCAACAACAAAAUCAAAACAAUCGACGCCUCUAUGCAGUUCUACGCUGAACUCCAACACCUGGACUUAUCACAAAAUCAUCUGGUCAACAUACCAGAAAAAAGCUUCUCAUAUCAAAGAAAGCUACAAGAACUGCACCUAAAUCACAAUAAAAUAUCAUCAGUCUCCAACAUCACAUUCCAAGGGCUAAAUUCUUUAACUGUACUCAAUUUAAAACGCAAUUUCUUAGAAGAACUAACCAAUGGGGUAUUUUCUACGUUGCCAAGAUUAGAGGAAUUAAACUUAGGUCAGAAUAGAAUAUCUAGAAUAGAACCAAGAGCAUUCGCUGGAUUGUCAGCCUUAAGAAUACUCUAUUUAGACGAUAAUCAGUUAAGCUCAGUGCCUACUAUAUCGUUUAGUCUUUUAGGAAGUUUAGCCGAGUUACAUGUAGGGUUAAAUGCUUUCUCGUUUUUGCCUGAUGAUGCUUUCGCCGGUCUUAACCGACUGUCAGUGUUAGACUUAAAUGGAGCUGGACUUUCAAAUAUAAGCGACAAUGCAUUUAGAGGUCUCCCAGGGUUAAGAAGCCUUAAUCUAUUUGGGAAUCGAUUAAGCAUAGUGCCCACACAGCAAUUAUCCGGCUUAACUAGAUUAGAAGAAUUGUACAUAGGUCAGAAUGACUUCAUCGUCUUAGAGAGUCAUUCGUUUAAAGGUUUGAAGAAUCUUAAAUUAAUAGAUAUAACCGGCGCGACUCAACUCGAGCGCGUUGAGAAAGGUGCUUUCGAAGAUAAUAUCAACCUAGAGAGUAUAGUUUUAAUUAACAACAAGAAACUGUCAGUCAUAGAAGAUUGCACUCUAUUAGGUUUACCAAAGUUACGACAUGUGUCUCUGAGAGACAAUGCUUUGAUAUCAUUAAGCGAAAGCGUCUUCAUUGGAAAGGAGUUGAAACAACUUGACUUAACUGAUAAUCCAAUAUUCUGUGAUUGCCAGCUGCUCUGGCUCCAACAAUUGCUAAACGAUAAAAGCAACUUCACCCAAAUUCAAUGCGCGAGUCCAGAAAGUUUGAAAGAUAAAUACUUAAGAACUUUAAACGCCGACGACUUAGGUUGUGUGUUACACGACACGCGACAACAAACCAUCAUUGGCAUCAUCGUAGUCGCCUGCGUAGCCGCUGUCAUGACCUGUGUUCUAAUCAUGUACAGAUACCGUAAAAACAUGCAAGAAAAGCUAAAAGAUUACAAAUGGCAUAAAGGUCGCAAAAACCUAGAGUACCACAAACCAAUAUCCACUGAGGAGGAUUGUAUAGUGCGCGGCAUCCACCCGUCGCACUACCCUACCCACGCGCCCGGCAUCAGGCCAAUACCAGUAACGGAACUG
Messenger RNA from Brenthis ino (lesser marbled fritillary), 1695 nucleotides. The record is from the annotation of a GenBank genome assembly. Lineage: Eukaryota; Metazoa; Arthropoda; Insecta; Lepidoptera; Nymphalidae.